AUGCCGCUACUGAAAUUGACAAUGGGCACUUUCGGACAGCUACGCACUUUUGCGACGUCACCAGCUCUAGGGAAAAGGCUGAAGACUUUUGCGGUCUACCGCUGGAACCCUGACGAGCCCGAUAAGAAGCCCUACACGCAGAACUAUGAAGUAGAUUUAGACGACUGUGCACCGAUGGUUCUGGAUGCAUUACUUAAAAUUAAAAACGAGAUAGACCCGACCCUGACGUUUAGGCGUUCGUGUCGCGAGGGCGUGUGCGGCUCUUGCGCCAUGAACAUUGACGGUAUCAACACCCUCGCAUGUAUCAGCCACAUCGACACUAAUUGCUCGAAGCCCGCCAAGAUUUAUCCAUUACCACACAUGUACGUGGUUAAAGAUCUCGUGCCUGAUCUCACGAAUUUCUAUCGUCAAUAUCAAUCUAUAGAGCCAUGGCUUCAGCGCGACAAGGAACCUACUAAAGGUAAGGAGACACAGCUGCUUCAGGAUGUUGAGGAUCGUGCUAAGCUUGAUGGACUCUACGAAUGUGUACUUUGUGCUUGCUGCUCAACCAGCUGUCCAUCUUACUGGUGGAACGGUGACAAGUAUCUCGGCCCCGCUGUCCUAAUGCAGGCUUACAGAUGGAUCAUUGACUCCCGUGAUGAUGCCACUGAUAAGCGUCUCUCUAAACUUAAGGAUACAUACUCUGUAUAUCGUUGUCACACCAUCAUGAAUUGUACACGAACAUGCCCUAAGGGCUUGAACCCUGGCCGUGCUAUUGCCCAAAUUAAAACUCUGUUAUCAGGAAUUGUAAAGAAGCAGCCUCCGAUCAUGGACCCUGCUGGCCUUGAGAAGCAAUCUGCACAUAAUUAA
Molecule: messenger RNA, 849 nt
Organism: Arctia plantaginis
Lineage: Eukaryota; Metazoa; Arthropoda; Insecta; Lepidoptera; Erebidae
Source: the annotation of a GenBank genome assembly